AUGGGGAUUCGGCGUUCGAACUUUUUGAUUAACUGGGGCUUGGACACUGCCGAGCAAUCGCUGGUGGUGGCAAAAGAGAUAGCGACACCGGCCAUCAACGUUUUCAGUGGUCCAAUCACUGUGGUCGACCAUUUGCUCUGCAAAGGUAUCGACGUGGUCGAAGAAAAGGUGCCGGCGGUGCAUCUGCCCCCUCGACAAAUGUACAACAGCGCAAUGGAGUAUGCAACCAACAAAAUUAAGGCUGUUCUGAACAUAGAGUCUAUAUCAAACACCACGGCUGAAAGUGUGAGCGAUGGCCUCAGCUUUCUGGAGAGCCGCUUGGAUGAUUGGUUGCCUGAUGAUUCCGCUAAUGACGAAGGAUCUGGUGUCGCUACAGAGGGCGUAAGCAAUAAAGUGCUCAUUUUUAUGCAAAGCGAGCGGUGUAUUAGAAAACUUGUAAAGGUGCUGAUAAAUAUCGGAAAGAAUUUUGUUAUUUCUGUGAUGCAGGUGCUAAGAAACCCAGGCAAAACAUUGCACGACAUCCUCGAUCUGCUGAGAAAGAACAUCUUUCCUGCGGACAAGCGCGACGCAGACACACCGGCGAAAGCAUUUGAGAUGCUCCUGGAGGACGUAUUGGCAUUCGUCCGCCGCAAGGUGCACGAAAUCUUUGUAAAACUUAGCCCGCUCUUCCAUGCUUAUUAUGAACUGAUGAUCGCCCGCUUGAAAAUCUACAAUGCUGUACUGGAAUAUUCAAUUCUGCUCGCUGUAUACCUUGGAGAAGCUUUCCUCUGGUCGCGGUAUUCGAUAAACAACACCGUGUGGGAUAUCGAGAAUAUGCUCAGCAAGGGGAUCGUACCAUUUUUCGAAACCAUUUUGAUCCUGACGGUCAACGGCCCCAACUCUCUGAAGCAUUUGAUUGGCUUGGAUUACGAAGUGGACACCGACGGUGACGACAUGAUCACACAAAGUGUGAAACGGAUGGCGGGAGAGUUAAAAAUUCUUCUGCCAUUGAUUGCAAAGACGCUGGUUGGAGAAAGAUACAUACCGAAAUCAAUAGAAAUGCGGAAUCACCAUCAAAAUGGUAUCGAGCAAUAAAACCAUGGACAAUGGAAGCUUCGUGCCAGUUACUCUGCAUUUUGAUUUCGAGUUUUAGUGACGAUCGAAAGAAACGCCGGCGAUUAUGACCAUACCUUUGUACCCUCUCUGCUCCGUUAGUAAGCGAUACAGAUACUGCAUCACUGAUAUAUUACUAUGUGUAGAAUUACACAGGGUUUUCCAAAAUUAUGUCAUUUCGGGGAAAUGAGGGGUUCCUAAGGUCAUUUGAAGUAACUUUUUGCUUAGCGAAAAUGUAAUCCGUGGCUUCGUUUACGAGUUAUUAACGAAAAACACUGGCCAAUGAGAGGCGAGCGCGGCUCUGGCAAAUCAGCGGAAAUGGGCUCCGCCCGCUCGUUGGCUCGGCUGUCACGCGUCAGCCGCGCUCGCCUCUCAUUGGUCGGUGUGUUUCG
This is a messenger RNA of Megalopta genalis, 1484 nucleotides long. The record is from RefSeq and is a predicted model, not a curated record. NCBI's taxonomy places the organism in Eukaryota, Metazoa, Arthropoda, Insecta, Hymenoptera, Halictidae.